ACGCCGCCCGCGGGCGCAUCCUCGCCGAAGCCCUACAGGAUGAGCUCGGCUUGGCGCCACGAUUGGGCUUCAUUUUAUUCGGGGGAUUCGACUCACGAGGUACGGCGGCUAACUGCGCCGCCAACAAGGCUGGUCUAGCCUGCAGUAGGCUGUCAAUCAAGCCUGUUUGUUUGUAUAUAAGAAGAGGCAAACCAUCACCAGCCUCGCGGUGGGCGCCUAGUUCUGGGUGUGCCUUCAACCCUCCGCGCGCGAUGGAGAAACUCCGCACCAGCUCGUCGGUCGACCGACCGGAGACGAGGAUUUUCGAGGAAUGCGAUGACUGGGUAGAACGGCGCAUUUCGCUGCUUGAGUUAGAUGCCGAGACCCCGCGCUACUCGACAAUAAUCUUCACCUCGACCACGACCCUUAACGAGCCCUCGCACCUGCCCCUCUUCCCCGACCGCUUCCAGCCCAUCAUCACCGAAGACCUGAACGGCUCCUUCGACUGCGAGGACAUCCCCAACGAAGCCGGCCAAUUGAUCCAGCACAGAUCAUGGUCCACCUACAAAAUCAAACGCGUCGUCGAACCCCACAAAUACCACUGGACGCAAGCCACCUGCUACGUGCACUGGGACCCGACCACCAGCCACCAGACCGUCUACUGCAUCGACCUGCCGCUGGCGGCCCGCACAUUCCUGAAAGCCUUCACCCCGCCCGCCCGCCGGCGCGCGCACGACCCGUACGCCUGGCACGCGGCGUUCGCGACGGCGUUGAUCCCGGAAUACGACCGGUCGAUAUGGGGGUUACGGGAUCUGGUGCGGGAGAUUGAGAAGGGCCGGCUCAACCCCACGGCCCUGACGCCGGAUUUCUUCCCGCAUCUGCACGACAUCGCGCGCCACAUCUUCCACGCCAACGAGACCCUCGAGGUAGCCCAGCAUACCGUGGAGAGUUUGGUGAGGGAGCAGAUUCGGUCGGCGGGAUUGUAUUCCCCAGCAGCAGCGGCGGCGGCAGCAGCAGCAGCAGCAGGAACAGUAGCAGCAGGGAUACCGAAUCCCACUCCCACUCCCACUCCCACUCCCACCUACAACGCCCCAUCGCAUUAUGAUCACAAUCACAGCUACAACCACAGCCACUGCGCCCCAGCACCAUCCACAAGCACGCACCUCUCCACCCUCCAGACCGAACGCGCUCUCCGCGCCCUCGCCAAACAGCUCCAUGCGCUGCACACGCGCAGCCGCUCGCUCACGGAGCGGUUGCACAAUGAGAUCAAUCUGGGAUUCAACCUCGUCUCUCAGCAGUUCGGCCACGACACCAAGUCCGAUUCGGCGAUGAUGAAGACCAUCGCCGUGGUGAGUAUGGUCUAUCUGCCGGGGACGUUUGUGUCGGGCCUCUUCGGGACCAACUUCUUCAACUUCACCGACGGCGACGAACACACCUGGUUCAUGGCAGGCUCGUUCUGGUUGUACUGGGCGGUGACGAUCCCCUUGACCCUCGCCACCAUGGCGGUCUGGGCUUGGUGGCAUUACUUCCUGCCUGCAAAGAGAAGAACCAGAAAGAUGCCGGUGAGACAGAGGGCGGAGACGGUGUGAAGGAUACGCAAUGCCCGGGAGGGGUUACUGACGGGAGCUAUGAAGUGAUGACUUGGAUGAUUGGGGUUGGAGAUCAUAGACAGUGCAUUGGGUUACUCUGUAGGAUCGAUCCGGGCGGACAUGAUGUAUAAUGAGUUAUGAUUAUAAGGUGUUAAUGAUAGUCUAAUAGCUAAUUUAAAAUGGCAGUGAUUCAGAGACACAUGAGACAACUGCUG
Aspergillus aculeatinus CBS 121060 is the source of this 1783-nucleotide messenger RNA. RefSeq lists its product as uncharacterized. The record is from RefSeq and is a predicted model, not a curated record. The coding region runs from base 252 to 1568 and encodes 438 amino acids. Gene Ontology annotation, cellular component: membrane. NCBI's taxonomy places the organism in Eukaryota, Fungi, Ascomycota, Eurotiomycetes, Eurotiales, Aspergillaceae. Gene Ontology annotation, molecular function: cobalt ion binding; magnesium ion binding; magnesium ion transmembrane transporter activity. Gene Ontology annotation, biological process: transmembrane transport; metal ion transport. The transcript is spliced from 8 exons.